This is a messenger RNA of Trichosurus vulpecula (common brushtail), 633 nucleotides long. RefSeq names its product testis development-related protein-like. The transcript has a single exon. Lineage: Eukaryota; Metazoa; Chordata; Mammalia; Diprotodontia; Phalangeridae. The record is from RefSeq and is a predicted model, not a curated record. The coding region runs from base 1 to 633 and encodes 210 amino acids. Gene Ontology annotation, biological process: spermatogenesis. Gene Ontology annotation, cellular component: cytosol; nucleus.
AUGUGGAAACUGAACAAGAGCAAAGUGCUUCUGGAUGAUUCUCCUGAGGAAGAGGAGAGCAGAGGAGAGGGCAAAGCGCUGCCGUCUCCUCCGGCCGCCACGGCUGCUGCCUCCUCCAAGAACAAGGACCAGUUACUUCAAGAUCAAAUUACCUCCUCAGUGUCUCAACUUGCCACGAAGGUUCAGGGAGCCAGGUUCCGAGGUUGGAAAGAAGUGACCUCAAUGUUUAGUAAAGAUGAUGAACAGCAACUACUAGAAAAAUGCAAAUCUCCAAAGUUUAAAGGAACGAAAUUCAGAAUAAAAGAAGAUGUGAAGACUGAAGGGAAAUCUGGAUUUUGGGACAGUUUGGUGUUAAAACAGAAUAUGCAAUCCAAGAAACCAGAUGAGAUCGAGGGAUGGGAGCCAGCUCAGAUUAUUCUUGAAGAUCCAGCUACUGAUGUAGGUGACUCUUCUAGGGACCAUCUCUCCCGGCCAGGUUGGGAAGAUGAGACUAAAGGUUCCACUAAAUACACCAACUUGACCAGCUCAGGAAACACUUCCAGGUGGAGUAUCAAGUCAGCCGGAAAGUUGGUCAGCAUGAGACGGCAAAGCAAAGGUAAUCUUACUGAUAACUGGGAAGAAUUAGAGGAAUAA